AUGGGUGGUCACGCUGUUCAGGCACUAGGCGUGGGAGUCGUGACGGUUGGCCGCGUCGGUGGCGACAGUGUCUUGCCUGUGCUAGUGGUGGCGUCGCGGCCAAUGGGUGUGGACAUGAUUCUCGGAAUGACGGGCAUCUCCGCCCUCGGCGGAGUGAGCGUGAAAGGGCCGGGGGAUGUGAGGAUCGACGCGGUUUCAGAGAGGGUCCCAGUGCGCCCGGCGGGGAUCAACAGAGCAGUGGCGCGCCCAGGUGGUGUCGCGGGGGUGGCAGUGCGCUCGGCCCCGGCUACGCAAGGACACGGCGGGGCAGUGGCGCAGCCAGGCGAGGCGCCGGCGGCGGCGCGUCCAGCCCGGGCGGCGCAGGUGAUCGGCGGGACAGUGGAGCGCCCAGGCGCCGGCGAGGCAGCGGCGGCGGGCCCGGCCCGGGCGGCGCAGGUGAUCGGCGGGACAGUGGCGCGCCCAGGCCGCGGUGGCGAGGCGGCGGCGGCCGGCCCGGCCCGGGCAGCGCAGGCGAUCGGCUGUGCAGCGGCGCGCGCAGGCGGCGGCGAGGGAGCAACGGAUCGCCCCGCUCAGGCAGGCCAAGUGACCGGCGGAACAGUGGCGCGUCCAGGCGGCGCCAAGGUGGCGGCGGUGGAGCCGGCCAGGGCAGCCUCGGCAUCGCGCGGAGAGGGGGCGGGGCUUGGUAGCGCCGCAGCGACUGCGUCACAGGACCCGGCCGGCCCGGCGACCGGGCAUACCAUGCCCGGGCCCAGAGUGGGCGGGGCAUCCACCGCAGAGCUAGUGGCCGACGCGAAAGACUUCACGGCGAGGUUCGAUGUUAAUACACGCAGUUGGACAGUGGCCUGGAAGUGGGCGGACGGAGUCGCACCAGACUGUCUGACCAACCGGGUCGCCGAGUACCGCGUGCCACCGUCAGCGCGGCAGGAGUAUGACGAGGAGCUCGAGACGUGGCUGAGGAACGGCUGGCUGCAGCCCUACAAUGAAGCAGAGGACGGUCCGCCGCGCGGCCUCGUGCCCUUGAUGGCCGUCCCACAAGCAAAGAAGGUGCGCCCUGUACUGGACAUGCGAGAGCUGAACGGUCACGUAGCUGCAUACACCGCCGACUCGGACGUGUGCGCCGACCGCCUGCGGAAAUGGCGCCGCCACGGCCGGCGGGUGGCCGUCGUAGAUCUGCGGCGAGCGUACCUGCAGCUGCGUCUCGACCGGAAGCUGUGGCCGUAUCAGACAGUGAUCAUCCGUGGUGAGCGAUUCUGUUUGACCCGCCUUGGUUUUGGACUUAAUGUAGCGCCGGCCGUGAUGAAGGCGGUGGUGCGGCUCGUCAUGGCGCAGGAUGCAGCAGUGGAGCGCGCCGUCUGUCCGUAUGUGGACGACCUGCUUGUGGAUGAGGCUGUCGUCAGUGCUGAGCACGUGGUCGAGCACUUUGAGCGUUUUGGGCUCGAGUGCAAGCCACCGGCACGCGCCGAGGACGGCGCUCGGAUGCUGGGACUCCACGUGCGGCGUGUGGCGGGUGAGCUGCGGUGGUCUCGUGACAGCGCUGUCCCCGACCCGCCCGACCGUGUGACGCGCCGAUCGGUAUUUGCAUGGUGCGGCAGGCUGGUGGCGCACCUCCCCGUCUGCGGCUGGCUGCGACCCGCCGCCGCCUGGGUGAAACGGCGCGCCAAUGCCGUCACGCGCGGCUGGGAUGACGUCACGACCGACGCGCUCCUGCAGUCUCAGAUCUCGCACGUGCACUCCCGGCUGCUAGCGGCGGACCCGGCGCGGGGCCAGUGGUGCUGGACCGGGGAUCAGGCAAUCGUCUGGACAGACGCCAGCUCGAUCGCGGCUGGAGUGGUCAUCGAGACACCGUGCGGUGGCGUGAUGGAGGACGCCUGCUGGCUCCGGCCCGGCGAUGCCGCAGCGACCCACAUAAACAUGGCCGAAUUGGAUGCCGCCGUUCGCGGCUUGAACCUGGCCGUGGCGUGGGGCGUGACAAACAUCGACCUAAGGACAGACUCGGCGACAGUGCACCGCUGGGUGGACGACGCGCUCAGCGGCCGCGCCCGCCUCCGGACGAGAGCGGCCGGUGAGAUGCUAAUCAGACGCCGUGUCGACCUCAUUCGACAGCUAGCCAACGAACUGGAGCUCAAGGUCACCGUCACGCUGGUUCGCUCGGAGAAGAACCUCGCCGACGCCCUGACGCGAGUGCCGAAGGAGUGGCUGCGUGACGAGUGUGAAGAGAGCAAGAUGUCGGUGACGGCCGAUGACGGAGCCGGCGACUCGGCCGCCCGUGGGCAGGUGGUCGUUGGUGCUGGUGCUGCAGAUGCCGUCAGGUCGUCUGUGCAAUCGGUGCACGAGCGGGCCGGUCACCCUGGCGUUCGUCGGACGCUGUUUUUCGCGCGGCGAGAUGUGUCUCGAGAUGUGACGAGGGCUCUGGUGCGCGCGGUCGUGACGACUUGUGAUGUGUGCCGAUCGAUAGACCCGGCGCCUGUGCGGUGGCGGCACGGCUCGCUAGAGGUGGCGGCAGUAUGGGAGCGCGUCGCGAUGGACGUGACCCACCACCAGGGGCGGAGCUACCUAACCGUCAUCGACUGCGGGCCCACGCGGUUCACCGUCUGGCGCCCGCUCGGCCGUGCCGACGCAGUGGAGGUCACCGACCACCUGGAACAGAUCUUCCUUGAGCGCGGCGCGCCCAAAGAAAUACUGGCGGACAAUGACACGGUGUUUCGGGGCCGGCGACUCGCCUCGCUCGUGGCACGGUGGGGCAUUGCCCUGAGAUUCCGCGCCGUGCACGAGCCGGGCGGCAAUGGCGUAGUGGAACGGUGCCAUCGAACUGUUAAGGUGAUCGCGGCUAGGAGGCGGUGCGCUGUGUCCGAGGCCGUCCACCUCUACAACGUCACUCCUCGUGACGGCCGGACGGCGGACACCGCGCCAGCGGCCGGGGUGUACCGCUACGCGGUGAGAGACUGCGUCCGCCCAGGGCAUACGCCAGUCGAUACCGACGGGGAUGGCGCCCAGCCUGCGCCAGCGCUGACUCAGCCGACCGACACCCGGCUCCGGGUAGGGGACCGCGUGUGGGUGCGGCGCCGCGGCACCCGCUGUACCGAGACGUCUCAGCGCGGGACGGUUACGGGCGAGCUCUCAGAACAGGUGCUGGAGGUGGACGGCGUUCCGUGGCACGUCCGUAACCUGCGACCGCGGUACGAAGCGUCCUCGGACAGCGGGGAUGACAGUGAAGAGGCCGACGAAUCGCCGCCACUGCUCGUUGGCUCCCCGCCGGCCGCACUGCGAGCUGAACAUGACGCGCUGAACGGGGCGGCGCCCCCCGAUGAGCCACAGACUGAGUCACACGGGAUAGAUGGGACGGUGCCGCCUGGCGAGGGGUCGGAACCGUUUUCGACGGAAGGGGAGCCGGCGGAAGCGGCAAAUAUCCCCCCGCCCCGUCACAGUGAGCGUGCCCGGCGACCGCCGCCGCCGUGCAGCUGCUGCACCCAGCCGGAGUGA
Molecule: messenger RNA, 3480 nt
Organism: Amphibalanus amphitrite
Lineage: Eukaryota; Metazoa; Arthropoda; Thecostraca; Balanomorpha; Balanidae
Exons: 1
Coding region: 1-3480 (1159 amino acids)
Biological process (GO): DNA integration
Molecular function (GO): RNA-DNA hybrid ribonuclease activity; nucleic acid binding
Source: RefSeq, a predicted model, not a curated record